Molecule: messenger RNA, 7986 nt
Organism: Hydra vulgaris (swiftwater hydra)
Lineage: Eukaryota; Metazoa; Cnidaria; Hydrozoa; Anthoathecata; Hydridae
Source: RefSeq, a predicted model, not a curated record
UUAAAAUACGCAUUGCGUAUCAUCCGACUUCAUAGCAUUUCUUAAAAAAAUCAAAAGUUGACAUAAUGUUGUUUAAUUAAUUUAAAUGACUUAAUUUAAAAAGCUAUAAAGAGAAAUAAACUUUCUGUUUUUGGAAUUACUUGGAAAAUUUUGUUUUAUAAAAUUUGCGAAGAACUCUUUUUAUGACAUUUGGAAAUGAAAGUUGUCGGAGAUAAAGGUAGAAAUGAAGGAGAAAUGGAGAUGAAAGUGGAUGAUCUUGUUUGGUUUGAUAAUGGUUCUGGAAAUGACUUUUUAACUGCUGGAACUAUUGUAGAAAUACAAGAUUCAGUAGCUAUUGUUCAUGCUCAAGGACAGUCUCAUGAAAUCGAAAUUAGACACUUAAAAAAAAGAGAUGAAACAGGUGCAGAUGGAGAAGACAACAUGAUAAAAUUAAGAGAUGUACAUGAAGGUUCAGUGAUUUUUAAUCUUAAGAAGCGUUUUUAUAGAGGAAUCAUCUAUACAUACAUUGGAAACAUACUAUGCUCAGUAAAUCCCUAUAAGCUAUAUAAUAUAUACUCCUUAGAUAUAUUGCAUCAAUAUGAAAAUAAAUUGUUAGGAAAAUUACCACCACAUAUUUUUGCUAUUGGGAAUAUUUGUUAUUACAACAUGCAGAAAGACAAUGAAGACCAAGUGAUCAUUCCCAGAGGAGAUUCUGGAAGUGGAAAAACAGAAUUAAUUAAACUCACUGUAAAUUAUUUGGCUAAUGCUAAUGUUAUGGGAAGUAGUCUUGUGAUUGAGCAGAUUUUAGAAAGUUUUUCAUUGUUGCAAUCAUUUGGAAAUGCAAAAACAGUAAUUAAUGAUAACUCUAGUCGGUUUGGAAAGUAUAUUGAAAUAUUAUAUGAAAAUGGAAGGAUUUCUGGUGCAGUAAUUUCUAUUUACUUACUAGAAAAAUCAAGAAUAGCAUACCAACAUCCUGGAGAUAGAAACUUUCAUAUUUUUUAUGAAAUGCUUGCAGGUUUGCCUAUAGAAGACCAAGAAGCUAUGGGCCUUGAUAAACCUGAUCUUUUCUUUUACUUAAACCAGGGUGCAAGUUCAAAAAUUGUUUCUAAAAAUGACAUGCAGGAUUUUCAAAAUGUUAUUGCUUCUAUGGAAGUCCUUGGAAUAAAUUCAGAAGAAAGACAUGGAAUAUUUUGUUUGUUAUCAGCCAUAUUGCAUAUUGGAAAUAUUUAUUUUGGAAGAACCCAAAGAAAUGGAGAAGAAGCAGCAGUCAUAAUGAAUAAUGUAGAAGUAGAUUUUAUAUCAAAACUUCUGCAGGUUGAUGUGGUAGGCGUUGCAAAGUCUCUUACACAAAAAAUUACAAAUGCUGGAGGAGAACAUUUUCGCUUACCAUUUAAUGUUGAAGAAGCUCUAGAUGCACGAGACGCACUUGCACAUGCAUUGUAUUCUCGUUUGUUUACAUGGAUAGUAUCUCGUAUUAAUACUACAUGUACAGUGAAAAACGAAAGCAUAGAUCAUUUGAAAAUUUCUCUGCUUGAUAUUUUCGGUUUUGAGGCAUAUCGUAUUAAUGGUUUUGAACAGUUUUGUAUAAACUUAGCAAAUGAGUAUAUUCAUCAGCAUUUUAUUCGUCAUGUAUUUAUCGAUGAACAGGAGGUUUAUGAUGAAGAGCGUCUUCGUAUAAAACCCAUUGACUUUCAUGACAACUGUUUAUGCUUGGAGUUAAUUGUAAAACCACCGAUUGGGAUUAUACAUUUACUAUCUGAUGAAAGCACUAUUUUCCAGGCUACAGAUCGUUCUUUUCUUGAUAAAUGUCACCAAUAUCAUGCACGCAAUGAACAUUAUGUAAAACCUAAAUACGGAACUCCAGAAUUCGGGAUUAAUCAUUAUGCUGGUGUUGUGCAUUACCAGGUAGACAUGUUUUUACAAAAGAAUCGUGACUUUGUUCGUCCUGAAUUUUUUGAACUUCUUAUUUAUAGUAGAUCUAUGUUUAUUGCAAGCUUAUUUCCUGAAUUUCUUGAUAAUCGUGAAAUUCAUAUGAGUCAACCGUUUGCAACUCUUGAUUCUCAUCAUAGUUUUACAGUUUCUGAAAAAGGAAAAACAAAUCGCUUGAGCUCAAAUGUUAUUUCUUCUUAUAACGAAUCAUUACAAAAUUUGCUUGAAAAAAUAUCAAAGUCCUCAUCAUUUUUUGUUCAGUGCAUUCGUCCAAACAUCGACAAGUCUCCAUUAAAUUUUGAUGAUGUGCUAGUUAUGUCUCAGAUUCAAUCAUAUGGUAUUGUUGAGACGAUUAAAUGGAGACAGAUUGGUUUUCCAAUUCAUAUGUCUUAUGCUAGUUUUGUUAAAAGAUAUUUUGUACUCUGUGGAAAACCCAAAAUAAUUUUAAGAAACCCUCCGAAAGAAAAUAGUAAAAAAAUAUGUGAUCAAAUUCUAAAGACUGCUCCAGAAAGAUCUAAUGAAUAUGAAAUGGGAGAAAACAAAAUUUUUCUAUGUGAGUCAUUUCAAUGGUACUUAGAAGAAGCAAGGACAGAAGUAAUAAAAGUUAAUGCUAUCAUGGUGCAGAAACAUAUUCGUGGUUGGUUAAAAAGAAAAACUUAUCAACGUGAAAAAGAUGCUGCCGUUCUAUUGCAAAGUCACAUUAGAGGCUUUUUAGCAAGAAAAAAGGUUGCACGGGCUCGUCGUGGUAUUGUAAAGUUUCAAUCUUUAUACAGAAUGUAUAAAAACAGAAAAUUCUUUAUCCACAAUAAAACAAAUGAGCUUAACAGAAUAUCAAAGCGUCAAAGAGAGUUUCUUUCACAUGUCCAUUAUGCUGAUAAACUUGAGUAUGAGAAAGUUGUUGAUAUAACACGAUUUGAUAUUCCACCAGAUCUUGCAGCCGUAUUAGUCAGAUUAAAGCAUUGGGAACCAAUUCACUUAGACUACAAUAUCAUAGCAGUUGAUAAAGUAGCACCUUGGGAUUAUGCUGAAUGCACUCUUCCUGGCGAUAUUGAUUUGUGUCAGUUUUCGAAAUUUGCCAAGUUGUUUUUUCAGGACAACAUUGGUAUAACUUAUCGAAAAGUCCCUCUUAGAACAUCACUUCUUAAGCAAAAGUAUACAGAAAUUGUUGAAGCCGUAAUUAGUUUUAAACUUAUAAUGCGAUUCAUGGAUGAUAUUACUAUGAAUGGUUUAAGACAAAUUGUUUUAGGAAAUUACAUUGUAAACAAAGGGAUUCGUCAACCUGAACUGCGUGAUGAAAUUUAUUCACAGUUAGUUCUUCAAACUCAAAACAAUCCAUCUGAGCAAAGUCUCUAUCGUGGAUGGUUUCUUAUUGGUUUAUGUUUGUGCUGUUUUCCUCCAUCCUCUCGAAUGAAUAAAUAUUUGCUUAAAUAUAUUUCUGAUAAUGGUUAUGAUGAAUAUAAACCAUUUUUUCAACGCAAGCUAUUAUGCUGGGAUGUAAACUCAACUGGUAGAGUAUUUCCACCCACUCUACUAGAAUGGAAAUCUCUUUCAGAGUUGUCAAAUAUAUCAUUGAUGUGUGAAAUGGCAGAUGGAUACCAACAGGUUAUUGAAGUAGAAUCGAGUGCUUUAGGAGAAAAUGUUGCUAAAUCAUUCUUACACGUUAGAGAUAUUGCUGAUCCAGCUGUAUCGGGUUGGUCAUUCUAUUUGCAAUUUGAAAGAUCAUGUCGUCUUGAUCUUUGUGGGGAUGAUACAAUUCUUGAUCUUAUAUCUACUUUAGAACAACCUCUAGGAUUUCCUUGUAGCAUGGCGCACACCUGCAUUUCAUUAGAUAGAGCUAAUCCAAUGCCUCCAGGCCGAAAAGAAAUCAUUAUAGAAGCUCACAAAUCAUAUACUCAUCGUACACGGUUGGAACGUUUACGACAAGCAUAUUCAGAUGAGUUAUCUUCACAGCCUCUUGUUUACCAUCAGGAUGAAAAUAAUGAGAUACCUUUCCUUGCAUCUCGAAGAGCUAGUGGCCAAGAUCUAUUUUUUUUGCCUGAUGACAGAUUUUUUUAUAAACCUUCUACACAGCUACCAUCUUAUUUCAACAAUGAAAACCAAAUAAGGUCUAGAUAUUUUAAUCAAGAGUCUUAUCUUCGUGAUCCAUAUCAGCGUUUCAAUGAUGCAGUUUAUUUAAACAAUCAACCGAACGAGUUAGAAGAAGUUUUUAUGCAGCGUGUUCAUCGAAAAAAAGUUCCUCCUCCACCUGCCCCACCACCUCCUCCUAUUAUGCCAUCAGCAUCCCACCCAAAUUCUGCUGCCUCAUCUAGAGCAAAUACUUUAAACAAAAAAAAUAUUCCAAAACCUCCAUGGGAUAUGGAGGAGGUUUUGCAACGAUCAAAUGAAAUAAAAUUCAAACGUGACAAAAGUGCAGCAAAUGGUUCUUAUGAAUUAGCAACAAAAAAUCCUUCCUCAGAAAAAACAGGAAAUUAUUCAGGAAAAUAUCAAGGCAGAUCUGUUUCUGAUAUUAUUGCACGAAGUCAAGAAAUUAUUGAUUUGUCUGGAGAUAUUCGUGCAAAUGAUCAAACUUUGCCAAGAGGAACUAAGAAGUUACAACCUUCAAUACUGAGUCCUUUAAGUGCUUCUCUUUCUAAGUCUUCAAAGAACCGGUUUGCAAAUAUUGCUAAUCGAUUUGAACAUCAAAAAGGUUAUGAUAGACCUACAUCUUAUGGAACGCAUGGAUCAGGAGUAUCUGCAUUUGUUGACAACAUCUUUGAGCCAGUUUUUGCUGAUGAAAAUGAAGAAAUUUUUCAAAAUAAAAAACUACUAAACCAAUUAAAAGGUGGAGGCUUUUAUCCAAAUCGCAUACCAAAUGAAAUUGCGUACAAUCAUAAUCACAUUUAUUCAAAUGUUCAUUCAACCGACCCACAGUUAAUGCUUAUGAACCAACUUUCGCAACAACAGCAAUAUGUUCAAAAUGAACUUUUUAAUGUAAAAAGAACUGAAAAUGCACCACAAUCACAAAACUUUUAUGAAGAUUCUAAUGAUCAAUUUCAAAGGAAUUACUUUCCGAAUCCUUCUUCUCCACCUCCUAUAGGUUUCAAUAAACCACCACAGUCUGCAGAUACUGUUAACGUAGUGAGGAGACUUCCUUUUAGAAUGCCAGGAGUUGUUAAGGGAAUAGAAGAAAGCUACAAUCCUGAAUAUGAAGCAAUGAUUAACAAAACAUUUGCUCAUAGAAAAGAUUGGACAGAUAGUGAUGAGCUUACUCAUUCAGUUCUUUAUCCUCGUCAGAACUUACCUUAUUUGACAUAUACUAAUACCCGCUGGAAAAUUUUUUUAAAGAAAGAGAUUUUUUUUCCAAAUGAAAUUAUGAAUGCAACAUUAAAGCAUUUGAUUUAUAGACAAAUAUUGGAUGAUUUGGGCAGUAGGACAUGUGCUAGGCUUUCAUUAGAAGAUCGCUACAAAAUGCAAAGAUUACUAGGAAAUAAAAAUCUUGUACGCCACCUAAAUGCACUAGUACCACCUGACAGGGUUCUUAUGCAGAUCAUAGACUUUACAAAAGAUCUUCCAUUAUACUUUUCAAGAUUGUAUAGGGUUAAUGGCUAUGCUGAAAGAAGUUUUAGUACUUUUCUUGCUGUUUCACAUUCAGGCGUAAGAUUUGUGACAAGAGAGUCUGUUGAAGAUGAGUUAACAACAACAAGUCAUCUAAAAUAUAAUGAUAUAAUUGAAGUAAAAGCAGUUAAUGAAAAAGUUACCUUGGAUACACCUGAUCGAAAGAUUGUGUUACAUACUGUGAAGGCUGCAUCAAUUAAAAAGUUAAUUGAUGUUUACAUGAAGGCUGCUGAAAAGCAAGAAAAAUAUGUCAAAGCUCUUGGUGACUAUGUUGCGCCAAACCAAGAUCAUUUAUCGUUUAAAAAAGGAACAAUAAUUAAAGUUUAUAACAAGAAAGAUAUUGAAGUUGGUAUGCUCUGGGGAACUAAUGGUGAUUAUAGAGGAAAGUUUCCAAUUACACUGGUCAAAGAUUAUGAGAGAGUUCAAGGUGAAAAUUUUAAAGUAACAGCUGAAAAGAACUUGACAAAUAAAAAAGGCGGCACUACAUCUGAAUCAGAACCUUAUUCUAUGAUGGAAUUUGCAAUGAGAUAUUACAGCCUGCCAGAAAUUUCAGAAGCUGGAAAACUUACAACACUUCGCAAAAACCUUUCAGUAAACGAUGACGAGUCAAUGUGGAACUAUAUCAAUAGUUUAGUUGUUUUUGGAAGGGAACCUUUAUCUGGUUCGUUGAUAAAUUUUAACAAUAAGUCACUUAGUCGACAAGCUGCUGAUAUUAAUAAAGCUAUAAUGAAGUUUAUGGGUGAUUUAAAGAGAGAUCGUCAAGAAACAAAUAAUGAACUUAUAGCUAUGGUUCUCCGGAAUGGAAUUGAAAAUUUAGACAUGAGAGAUGAGAUUUACUGUCAGCUUGCCAAGCAGACAACUAAUAACAAAAGUGAAAACAGCGAAAGUUGUGGGCGUGGUUGGAAAUUACUGAUGUUAUGCACUGCUUACUUUGAUUGUUCUGAACUACUAAGACCCUUCUUGAAUAAAUUUUUUCACAGUGCUUCUGCUUCCAGCAAUGAAUUUUCUUCUGCUGCUAGUGCUUGUGAACUAAACUUGUCUCGAUCUUUUAAGUAUGGUGGUCGAAAACAACUUCCUAGUGAAAAUGAGUUGUUUAUGUUCAUGCAAGGCAAAAAUUCAAAACAUCAAAUUGUUGAACUUCCUGGUGGAAUCCAAAAGUUGUGUAAAGUGCAAACUAGUACAACUGCAUAUGAUUUGGUCAAAGAUAUUUGUCAGGAAAUGGGACUUUAUUCAGAACAAGAGCAUGAGGAAUAUGGUGUUUAUGUUUUUUUUCAAGAGCAAAAAUUGCUGGUUCCUAUGCAAGACACAGAUUAUGUAUUUGACACUUUCGCUCAGAUUGAAAAGGAAAAUCUAGCAUUUACAGUUGCUUUUAGGAAAGUAAUUUGGUAUCAUACAAUGCGGUUUGCAAACAACUUGUUUACUGAAGUGAUCUAUAAUCAAAUUGUGCCUGAUGUGUAUAAUGGCAAUAUCAUCCAUUUUAAAGGCAAUAGAACAAGUCAUAUAAGAGAUCAACAAACACAAAAUGAGAUAGCUUUGCUAGCUGCUCUUCAGCAUCGCAUCAGUAACAAACAUAUCAGCCCUACUGAAGAAGAUAUCUUGUCUCUGAUUCCUCCUCUGAUUUCGAACCUUCUUACUUCAAUGCAAUGGUUACACAUUGUAGAUGAUCACUUCAGGUUGAUUAAACAUUUCACUGUUUCGAAUGCAAGAACUAAGUACUUGGAGCUAAUUUCAGCAUGGGUAUAUUUUGGUUCUUCUUUUUUUUACAUUCAGAACUGCGAACAUCCAGCUGUUGAUGGCGAUGGUAUACUUGCUAUCAACAAAAAUGGUGUUCACAUUUUAUCCAGAUAUACAAGGGACACUUUGCUCUCGUUUUCAUAUUCUGAAAUUAUUUCAACGCGUCAUCUUCGAACAGAUUCUGGUCGCUUGUUUGUUGAUUUGAAAACAGGAAAUUUAAUGGUUCAAAGAGUUACACGGUUGGAGACUCCUAGGGGAAAAGAGAUUUCCAAUAUGAUAGCAAGAUACGUACGAUGUAUAUCUCUUGAUAAUAACAAAGAAAAAGAUUAACAAAAAUUAGAUUUGAUUUAUAUUAGCAAGUAUUAAAAACAAUACUAUUUAACCAUAAUUAUAAAUGCGUUCAAAAGAAACCGUUUAUUCAUUAUAAACGGUUUCAUAUUCGUUUAUAUUAAAAAAAUCCUUGAAAAGAAGUAACAACUCUGAUGAAAUUUAAAAAUGUUCGGAUAAAUCAUAAAACUAGAAUUCGUGAGAAAUUUUAUGAAUCAAGAAACAAAAAAUUAUAAACACUAAACUGAUUAGAUGAAAACAUUUUAUACAGGAUUCAUACAGAUUCAUACAGAAUACAGGUUUCAUGAUUUUUUAAUGAACAAUGGCAAUGUCGUUAUUUGCUUCUUACUUAUCUUCUUUUUUUUUUUGUUUUUUUUUUUUUGCAAUUUUUAAAUGCAAAAAAAUCAGCAGUUAUUUUUUCAA